Messenger RNA from Psylliodes chrysocephalus, 1545 nucleotides. NCBI's taxonomy places the organism in Eukaryota, Metazoa, Arthropoda, Insecta, Coleoptera, Chrysomelidae. The record is from the annotation of a GenBank genome assembly.
AUGGACUCUAUUAACGGGGGCUCAGUCCCCCCAGAAAAACCACCUGACUGGGGAGACCCUUCAACUUGGACUAAUACCCAAUUGGAAUCAGUUAUGGAGGUAGAUGCCAUAAUGAAAGAAUCGCCAAAAGUAAGAUUAGAUCAAAAAAAUGUUAGCCAAGAUCCGGUAAGUAAUGUCAAUGUUCCAUUUACUAAAUUACCUUCGAAAGAAUCGCCAAAUAUUGAAAAAAUUAGACAAUGUUUCAAAUACCAACCAACGGAUAUAGGUCCGUUUCAUGUAUAUAUUGAAAAUAUAAAGACAAAUUUUGAAGGUAAAUUAAAUCCUAUAAAGGUAGGUGAAAUAAUUUUAAGAGCUCAUUCUGAAAUUGAUAAUAAAAUAAAACAAAUUCAAUCUAUUGGGAGAAACCGAAUUAGAAUAAUUUUGAAAGACUAUUUAAGCGCCAACGUUUUGCUAUCUUCUACUAACUUAAAAAAGCAUGACUUAGGUGCAUUUAUACCAAAAUUUUUAUUAUUUAGAUUAGGAGUGGUCAAACAAAUAGAUGUGGAUUUGUCAGAAGAAUAUUUAAAAAGUAGAAUUUCGCCCUAUGAUUUGCAUUGUAAAUUCGAAGUAGAUUUUGUUAGACGCAUUAAUCGAAAAAUUAAGAAAGAUGAUGAUUCAACUGAACUUCAACCUACAAGAACAAUAUUGGUCUCAUUUAAAUCUCAAACAUUACCAAAAUAUAUUUUAAUUAACAAAGUUUUAUAUGAUGUAGAACUAUAUCAACAAAAAGUGCUACUUUGCUACAAUUGCUAUAGAUAUGGCCAUAUGGGUCGUCAAUGUAGAAACAAGGUUCGAUGUAUAAAAUGCGGAGAAAAUCACAACUCAGAAUCUUGUCAGAAUAAUGACAAUAAGGUAUGUCUAGUAUGUCAGGGAGAUCACCGUACUACAGAUCUGGACUUAUGUCCAGAAUUUAAGAGACAAAAAAAUAUUAAAAGUUAUAUGUCAAAUACUAAUUGCUCGUAUAAAGAUGCUUCUAAAGAAAUUCCUCAACACACGUAUGCUUCAAUAGUGUCCUCAUCUUCCUCAAGUCAACUAAAUAAAUCAUUAUCACAGCCUUCCUUUGUUAAUGUAAACUCAGUUGCCAGCACAGCUCCUUCACCAGUCAAUAUCGUAUCCAAUCUUAUCUCUCAUUCAACUUUUCCUCACACUUCUAAAUUCAGAUCAUUCUCACAACCUAUACAUUCACCGAAAACUAAUAAAAGACCCCGUAUUAUUAACUCUAACCCUAUUUCUUCAGCUCACAAAGAAAUUAUAUCUAAUACUAAUAUUCCAAAAAGUCAAGGAGGAAUCCUUUCUUCUCCUAAAUAUAAAUCUACAUUAAGUUCAUCAAAUAUAGAGGAAAAAUUGACAAGUGAUAAUAUGUUCCAAAUUAUUUUACAAGUUGUUUUAUCUACUAUUGAAAUUAUUAAAAGUACAAAUUUCGAAAUUCAAGAAUCUACUAUUUUAAAUGUAAUUAAACAAAAUUUGUCAAGUUCUAUAGGAAAGACUCUUGAAUUCGAUGGCUAG